This is a messenger RNA of Purpureocillium lilacinum, 3900 nucleotides long. The record is from RefSeq and is a predicted model, not a curated record. NCBI's taxonomy places the organism in Eukaryota, Fungi, Ascomycota, Sordariomycetes, Hypocreales, Ophiocordycipitaceae.
AUGGGGUUGACCUGGCUUUCUGUGUCCGAGCACAAGCUGUCAAUCAGACCAUCUGACAUGGCCACACUCUAUCUUCUUGCUAGCUCUUGCUACAAUUCUUUGGAUGUGCUCUUUGCCGCCUCGACUGCGGUCAGCUGGAGCUUCAGUGGUAUCACAUGGCUGCCUGUCUCGGAGCUUGCAGCGAGAUUGGCUCUGCUCGUGUUGGAAAGCCUCCAGAAAACUGGCUCCAUGGGCCACGACGGUGUCAGUGGCAUGGCCCCAGAGGAGACCGUGGGCCUGCUCAAUGCUACCUUCUUCUGGUGGAUAAACCGUAUUAUAUUGAAAGGAAGCCAUCGCAUGCUGCGCUUGGAUGAUAUCCCACCUUUAGAUGCCGCGCUGAAGCCAGAGACGCUCAGGGCUGCUGUGCUACGCGCCUGGGAUCGUCGAGACAAGCCGGAGAACAAAAUGACCUUGCCAAAGGUCCUGGUGCGCUCACUCCUCAAACCGUUUCUCUCGGUCAUUGCACCCAGGCUUUUCGCGACAGCCUUUCGGUGUAGUCAACCGCUGCUCAUUUGCGAGACGAUUCGUUUCAUCUCGCAAACCCAGGUUGAGUCGGGCGCCAAUUGCGCCAAAUAUUGGCUUGUCUUAGCCGCCGUCCUAGUUUACGUGGGAUUGGCGAUCUCUUCUGCGAUUCACAGGCACCGCCUCAACAGGCUAGAGGUAAUGGUACGCGCCUCGCUUGCCGCUCUCAUAUACAACAAGGCUACCGAACUGGACUCAAAAGCCUCUAACGCCGGUCGUGCUGUCACCUUGAUGAGCACUGAUGUCGACGGUAUCGUCGACGCCGGAGAAAUGUUCCACGAAACGUGGAUGCAGCUCGUCGAACUGACUGUGGGCGUCAUCAUUCUUGCAAGUCAAGUGAAAUGGCUGUCACCUUUGCCAUUUGCCAUCAUGUUCGCUUGCUCGAGGGUCAGCCGAUAUCUUGCCCAGAAUAUUCGUCCCAGACAAAAGGCAUGGAACAUGGCAACACAGGAUCGCAUGUCCGCCCUGAGCUCGGUGUUGAGUUCCAUGAAGGGACUCAAAAGCCUAGGUCUGACUGACAGGAUGAUUGAACAUGUUCGAAGUCUUCGAGAGCGUGAGAUUCAGGCCUCCAAGCAGGUGAGGUGGAUGAGAGUCGUCUACAACUCGAGCGCUAAUGCACUCGGCAUAUUUGCCCCUGUUCUUACUAUUGUGCUCUAUGCAAUCAUCGCAGAAGCCCAAGGCGGCAGACUCGAUGAGGAGACGGCGUUCACAACCAUGGCGACAUUGUCCAUCGUCACGCAUCCCGCAAACAUGAUUAUGACGAUCAUUCCACAAGCCGUCGCUUCCAUGGCCAGCUUUGAGAGAAUCCAAGAGUACCUGCUUGAGGAACCCUUUGCCGAUCAGCGACGAGUAAUCAAGUCACCAGCAGUUGAUGAUCGAGCAACAGACGAGGAACAAGGUGUCGGGUUAACCAACGUCACUAUACACAAGCCCGGCUCGGCUAUCCCGAUACUGGAUGAUGUAUCGUUGGCCAUGAAGAAGGGCACGCUUACGAUUUGCUCGGGGCCCGUCGGAAGUGGUAAAACUGCGCUAGCAAGAGCUAUCCUGGGCGAAUUGAGGCCGGCUUCAGGGGAAAUCACGCUUUGUUCUGAACGCAUCGGCUACUGCGACCAGAACCCCUGGCUGCCGCCCGGAACCAUCAAACAGAUAAUUUGUUCCUUCGCCGAGGACGUUGACGAUCGAAGAUACCAGGAGGUCGUCAGUGCAUGCUGCUUAGCACAAGAUCUUGCCAGCCUGCCGCAACGAGGCGAGACAAGUUUUGGCAAUCAAGGCAUCAACCUGUCCGGCGGACAGCGACAGCGCUUGGCUCUGGCACGACUGCUGUACUCUCGCCCUGAACUUGCUAUCUUAGACGACCCAUUUACUGCCCUGGAUGGCACCACAGAAACUCAUAUCGUGGAGACCCUGCUUGCGACGAAUGGAUGGUUCAGGAAGCAAGGGACCACUGUGUUGCUAGUCACGAACUCAGCCCAGCACUACCACCUUGCGGAUCAGAUAGCUCUCCUUGACGAAGGCCAGAUCAAGUCUAUUGGCUCCUGGCAAGACUUUCAAGGCCAGCUAACAGAAAUUCGCAAAUUCACGUUUGAUGGUAACGAUACGGAGAAGGCCCAUGUUGUUCACGGCGAAUCUCCUCAAGAACAAGCAAAGGCCCUCAGAAACCGCGAUGCGCAGCAAGACUUGCAUCGAAAGACGGGCGAUUUUUCACUAUACGCCCCUACAUACUGGCUCAAAUGGUGGACGGGGAGUGAGCGGGGUCAGCUUCCAUACUAUGCAAGCAGCUAUGUUCUCCUCGCCGUCGUGGCAUGGGCCGCUACAAGCGGGACCAUGUGGGCCAUGUCCAUGCAACUAGCGAUACUUUCGGGACGAAUCAUGCAUCAGUCACUACUCACGGCAGUACUUGGAGCUCCGUUGUCAUACUUUUCCUCCACCGAGAUUGGAGUUACGAUUAACCGGUUCAGCCAGGACAUCACUCUGGUAGACAGGCAUCUGCCAUACUCGUUUAUGACUCUAUGCAACCAGGUCUUCAAACUGGCGACGCAAAUACUGGUUCUACUCAAGAGGUACUAUCUUCGGACAUCACGCCAGCUUCGGGUCAUGGAACUUGAAUCGCAGGCUGCACUCUUCUCGUCAUUUCUGGAGACGGUCUCCGGAUUGGUAUCUAUUCGGGCCUUCGGAUGGCAGUCGUUGUUCCAAGCCAGGAACUCGCAGAGCUUGGACGAAUCACUUCGGCCUCUCUAUCUUUUGUUCUGCUUGCAAAGAUGGCUCAGGCUUGUCCUAGAUCUGAUCAUGAGCACCAUUGCCGUUAGCAUUAUUGGUCUUGCUGCUCGACGAUCCGGUGCGAUGUCUAGCGCGGAUGCAGGCGUCGCCCUCAAUUUGAUCCUUGUUGCGAACAGUACACUCAUCUCACUGGUACACUCGUGGGCCGGGCUAGAGAUGUCUCUUGGCGCGGUGGCACGUAUUCGAGAGACCGACCUUCAUGCUCCUCGAGAGGACAUGCCCGGCGAGGACAUGGUGCCAGAUGCGGCAUGGCCAAGGAAGGGCGAUAUUUCUCUGAAUAAUGUCACAGCCUACCACGGCUCGGACCACGCCGUUGUGCGAGGCGUGAACCUUCACAUUCAUAGCGGCCAGAAGGUCGUGAUAUGCGGUCGAACAGGAAGUGGCAAGAGCACACUUUUGAUGGCAUUGCUGCGCCUGACGGGGUACACCGGCUCCAUUGCUGUCGACGGCCUCGACAUUUCGCUCAUACCGCGGUCUGUCCUUCGUCAGCGAUGCUUCAUCACAAUUCCUCAGGACCCUUUCAUGAUUCCGGAAGCGUCGCUGGCGUUCAAUCUUGACCCGUCUUCCUUGGCCAACGAAGAAGUCUUGCGCAGGGCUCUGGUCAAAGUGUGUUUGUGGCAGCACUUGUCAGCAGACAGCGGUGACAGCGAAAUCGAUCCUCUGGACAAUAAGCUGUCCGCGCUUCCGGCUCUGUCAGUCGGUCAAUUGCAGCUCCUGGCAAUGGCCCGCGCAAUCGUCCAGAAGGAAGGCCCUCGCGCGGGUGGCUUUUUCGUCGACAUCGAGGGCAUGCAUGGAGCCAAGCCGAUUGUCCUCCUCGACGAAGCGACGUCUUCGUUGGAUCCUGCCACGGAGGCGGCCAUCUACGACCUGAUCGAAAGCGAGUUUGUGGAGGCUGGGCACACUGUCAUUAUUGUUGCACACCGGAUGAGUGCACUUUCGGGCAGAGUGAGACCCGGCAAGGACGUCGUUGUAUUUCUUGACAGCGGACAUGUUGCUCAGGUUGGAAGCUACGACGACUUGGCGGAAUAUAUUACCGCGAUGGAAGAGGUAUCGAGGAGAUAG